This is a messenger RNA of Archocentrus centrarchus (flier cichlid), 1217 nucleotides long. It is a transcript of the gene pter, whose product is annotated as phosphotriesterase related. The transcript has 5 exons. NCBI's taxonomy places the organism in Eukaryota, Metazoa, Chordata, Actinopteri, Cichliformes, Cichlidae. Bases 139 to 1188 code for a protein of 349 amino acids. Gene Ontology annotation, molecular function: zinc ion binding. Gene Ontology annotation, biological process: catabolic process. The record is from RefSeq and is a predicted model, not a curated record.
UCGUAAAGUCUCGCGAUGAUCGCCAAUAGCGUCCAGCUAAUCCGUAGGAGCAACUGUUUAUACUCGGCAGGUGGUGGAAUUGGAUCUUCGUAAGCAGAAUCAAGGUUGUGGGAAAUCUUGAACACUCCUCACAGGAUCAUGUCUGAAUUGAGUGGGAAGGUCCAGACUGUGCUCGGUCUGGUAGAUCCAGACCAGCUUGGCCGCACUAUGACCCACGAGCACCUGACAAUGAGCUUCGAGUGCUGCUACUUCCCCCCUCCCGCAGGUGACGAGGCAGUGGCGGAGAACCCGUUUCAGAUGCAGCACAUGUACUGGCUGAGGCAAAACCCGUACAGCUGCCACGAGAACUUGCUCCUGAAGCAGGAGACUGGUGCUGUGCGGGACGAGCUGCUGGCUUACAGGAAAGCUGGUGGGGGGACAAUAGUGGAGAAUACCACCACUGGAAUCGACCGGGACCUUCCCACCCUUCGCCAGCUGGCCAAGGACACCGGGGUCCACAUCAUUGCAGGUGCAGGGUACUACGUGGACUGCACCCACACUGAGGCCACCAAGAAAAUGAGUGUGGAGAAGCUUACAGACAUAAUCAUCAGUGAGGUGCUUCAUGGCGCUGAUGGUACUGACAUCCGUUGCGGUGUGAUCGGUGAGAUUGGCACCGGCUGGCCUAUCACGGAGAGCGAAACAAAGGUGCUGAGAGCCACGGCUCACGCUCAGGCUCAGCUGGGCUGUCCUGUUAUCAUCCAUCCUGGCAGGAAUCCUGCUGCUCCAGCUGAGGUCGUUCGGAUACUCCAGGAGGCCGGUGGUGACAUCAGCAAAACUGUUAUGUCUCACCUAGACAGGACAAUAAUUGAUGAAGGUGAGCUGCUUGAGUUCGCUAAGUUGGGAAGUUACUUGGAGUAUGAUCUGUUUGGAACGGAGAUGCUGAACUAUCCAUAUAACCUGGAAGUGGACAUGCCCAGCGACAGCCAGAGAGUACAAGCCUUGGCGUUCCUGGUGAAGGAGGGCUAUGAAGACAAGCUUUUGAUGGCACAUGACAUCCACACCAAGAACCGCCUGACUAAGUAUGGCGGCCACGGCUACUCACAUAUCCUGAAGAACAUCGUGCCAAAGAUGCUGACGAGGGGCAUUUCGCAGCACCAGGUGGAUAAGAUCCUUAUCGACAAUCCUAAAUGCUGGUUGACCUUCAAAUAAUUCAAAAAUUAAAGGCAUGAGGAAAGCAA